CAAAGGUUACUGAACUCAGCCAAUUCACUGACUUAUAUACAAAUUAUAUUCCCUUGCUCAUCUGUCCAGCAGGCUACCUUUCAAGCUAUCUUACUUCUCUUAUGUUGUCCGAGAUUGAAGGGCAGCCUCGUCGUUUGCCCACGUUGGUCACAUUUUGCCAGCGUGUCCUCUCUACAUAUACAGAUUCUAUAAGCAGUUUGGGAGACGAUGCUAUACGCUAUGAUGUGAUUAAGCCAGUGCUAGAAUGUUGCUCUGCAGACACCCUUCUUCGCCUGGAACAAUCGUCACCCUAUCUUGUAAAUGAUACCUCUGAAAUAUGGCAACGACUGUGUUGGAGAACAUUUCCACUCUUGGCCGAGCAAUAUUUGCAAGAAGGCGCUGAAGCUCCUGAAUCGUGGCGCGAGCAAUUCUUCCUAUUCCGAGAAGUAGAGGCCAAACGACUUGAACUAGUAGGUUCUCGUCUCCGCAGUCAACGUAUGGAAGCGGAUGAACGGAAGAAGGAACGUGAGGUUAAGAUCACUGAUCGCCUACCUCCCCCGAAACGUGCUCGAGGAUGGGGAGCGCCAAGUCAACCCAAGACACUCUUUCAGAAGACAAAGACUGAGGCUACGAAAUUGCGUACCUCUAUGUACACGGCUCGUAUCCUUCCUCCUCAGCGAAACCGCAUGAUACACAGUUCACCUAGCCUAAGAGCCCCAGCACCUGGACCUUCCCAAACAACCAAGAGCAUGGUUACCGUCAAGACAGUCACCUAUAAACGACCGCCUGUUCCACCUACCCCGCCUCAGACAUCUGGCCAAGCUCCUACAGCAUCAGUCUCGGCUCCCUCAGGCCCCACUACUCCCCAGAAGUUGGCUGCUUCUCCUCCUUCUGCUCGCCCAUCGAAAUCAUUACAGAUGCCACAGUCAUCACCAUCCACAGGGGAACAGCGACCGUCAAAGCCUCCAAUAAACAAGAAGGACCCCAUGGCUUCUUUGUUUAUGCCGAAACACCGCACCCUUUCUCAGCUUCCGGGACAGACCAGUAAUGCGCGUAUCAUGCCGACCCGAUAACGUCCAAAUUGAGUUACUCACUCCACUGCAUACGUUUUGCUUGAUCACUUAUUCAGCACUUGAAUUGUAUUUGUUGGAAUCAUCAUCUAUUAUCCAUUGUCGCACGACUGUCUCAGUAGUGUAUGCCGAGUUUGCUUGUCAUUUGCUAUCCACGCUAUCCCUGUUG
Suillus paluster is the source of this 1218-nucleotide messenger RNA. RefSeq names its product RNA polymerase II transcription factor SIII subunit A-domain-containing protein. The record is from RefSeq and is a predicted model, not a curated record. NCBI's taxonomy places the organism in Eukaryota, Fungi, Basidiomycota, Agaricomycetes, Boletales, Suillaceae. Gene Ontology annotation, biological process: transcription elongation by RNA polymerase II. Bases 102 to 1052 code for a protein of 316 amino acids. Gene Ontology annotation, cellular component: elongin complex; nucleus. The transcript has 7 exons.